This is a messenger RNA of Rhopalosiphum padi (bird cherry-oat aphid), 2036 nucleotides long. Its product is annotated as protein yellow-like. Gene Ontology annotation, cellular component: extracellular region. The coding region runs from base 214 to 1608 and encodes 464 amino acids. The record is from RefSeq and is a predicted model, not a curated record. The transcript has 7 exons. NCBI's taxonomy places the organism in Eukaryota, Metazoa, Arthropoda, Insecta, Hemiptera, Aphididae.
GAGUUAACGGUCAUUUAGUACUAUGCAAUCAACAUCGUAGUGAACAUAAUGUUUACAUAUAACUGGAAUAAAUGUAAUUUAACUAAUUUUAGUGUAUUUUACGAAAUUCAAUAAAAUUUAAUUUUUUUUUUUAUAAGUGGUGUUUAAUGUUUAUAAAUAGUGCCACACGUGAUAACUACAAAAACAAAUUAUACAAAUUAAAUAAUCACUACGAUGGUGCCAUAUCGUUGCUGUUGCGGCGGCGGCGGGUUGAUUUCGACGUUGAUAGCGGCGGUCCUCGUGUGCACGGUCGCAGGGACAAUGAACGUCGAGUACAGCUGGGUGUACGUUGACUACACAUUCGCCAGCCCCAAUCACCGGGAAUCAGCCAUAAAUUCCGGAAAGUUCAUUCCGGAAAACUGUGUCAUACUGGACGUGGACAAAUAUCAUGGUACAUCUGAAGGAAAAUUAUAUUUUAAUAUGGGUUCGAAUUCAAAUGCCGCUUCCAAACAACGAGUGUUCGUCACUAUUCCUCGUAUCAAGCCUGGAAAUCCUGCAUCGCUCGCAGAAAUAGUUCCAGGGGAUCGCGCUAACUCCGUACUAUUAGCGCCCUACCCGAAUUGGAAGGCUAACACUAUUUCGGAAGACACGGUCAAUUGCGACGAUACAAUCGUUUCCGUAUUUAGAACCAAAAUUGACCAUCUCGGUCGAUUUUGGGUUGUUGAUGUCGGCACAUUGGACCAAUUUGAGAUGACAGCUCGCUCCGUGUGCCCUCCGAAAAUUUUAAUAUUUGACUUGAAAAAUGGCGAUAGAGUUCUAAAAACAUAUAAAUUUCCAUCGUCGCAGGUAAAAGACGUUUCAUUGUUUACUAACAUCGAAGUCGAUAUCAGAGAUUCAAAGGGCCGUAAUACAUAUGCUUAUAUAGCUGAUACUACUGCGUAUAAACUUAUCGUAUACGAUUUUAAAAAUGACGAAAGUUGGGCGGUAGAUCAAGCAUAUUUCUACCCUUAUCCAAAUAAAGCUCAUUUUAAAAUCAAAGGAGUUAACUUCGACUUAAUGGAUGGAGUACUAGGAUUAGCCUUGGGUCCUAUAACAAAAAACGAUCGAAAAUUGUAUUUCCAUGCAUUCGCUAGCACUAGGGAAUCGUGGGUGCAUACCAAUACAUUACAAAAUAAAUCGCUUUUUCAAAAUGGUUUAAUCGACGGUUCCGGUACAUUCUUUUUAUCCUCGGAAGUCAGAGAAACCCAAUCUAGUGUGGAAGUGAUGACAGACAAUGGAGUACUUAUAUACGCAUCGAUGGACAAUAGUUUAGGUUGCUGGAACAGCCAGGACUCGUUCACAACAAAAAACAUCCACACGAUAUAUAAGAGUGACGAAGAUUUUCAAUUCCCCAGUGGUAUGAAAAUUGUGGGUGACAAAUUGUGGGCAGUGUCAUGCCAACUUCAAAAUCAUUUUACAACUAUGGUCACGAACCGUAAAUCGGUCAAAUACAGGGUGCUGGUUGGUCGAGUUGACGAUUUGAUAAAACGCACAGGAUGCGAUAAGAGGUCGGCAAAUGUCGAUAUAAAAUUGCAAUCUAAUGUACAAAAUCUUGACCCCACAAAAGAUCGCUUAGUAUUUAAUAAUUAAAAGAAGUAAACACGGUAAAAGGGAUGCUUGCUUUUAUGUUUAUUUAAAAUAUUAAAAAUUUAGUAUGUUAUUUAUAUAUUAGCUGACGUAGUUUUACACUUUAAUUUGUGAUUACUGUGAAAAAUUGGUACACGAUUACAUGCAUAUUUGCACAAAAUUAUUUAACCUUGACACAAUUAUGUAUUUAAAUGAAUCACAUUUUUUUUUUUAGUAGAAUUUAUAUAAUAACUAACAAACCUUAAAAUGUUUCAAGGACUAACAAAAUUAUUCUUACGUAUCAAUAGACAAAUUAUAUGAACUAUUAUAGUAUUAAUUAUUUAUAAAUUAUAAUCAAUAAAAUGUAUAUAUAAUAUAUAUAUUUAAUUUUUUAAUUUAUUUAAAAUAUUUUUCUGUAAAUAUAAUAAUAUGUUGUAUUACAGACUACAGUU